AUGGCAGAUUAUUAUACAUAUCAGAGGAAGAGAAGGGACUUGGGGAAGCCUUGCAAUUUUUAGGAGAGUGAAAUCAAAAUAGCCGGUUAUACUAAGACGGUUGCGAUUGUUCCGAACUACGUGAAAAGAAAUCCAAAUCACAUUGAUUUGGAUAACAUUGCUGAAUAUUCGGAGCAUUCGGUGAAUACAGAGAGAGUAUCGACAGGAGACAAGGUGAUGUAUCAUAAAGAAGGAGGGUGGCCUGCAGGUAUAGACCCAUUGGAGCAGCAAGACCAAAACAAAUACAGAAGGAGGUUCGAGAAAGAUUCGGCAUUUGCAGUUGCUGUCAAGGAGUUGAGCACAACAGUGGAGAAAUGCAUACUCCAAAAUAACCAGAUAGAUUUGUUUGAGGAGUAUUUCUUGGACGAAGAAAGUGAACAUCAAGUGGAGAAUCUCAGCACUAAGACUUUGAUGCUAUUCAAGGAUUAAGCAGAAGGAGGAGUCAAGAGAUCUGUGUCUGAAAUAUCUUGGCAUCCAGAAGGCCCAAUCAAGGCAGCAGUAUCUUAUGCCAUUAGCAGAUUCUAACAAAUGCCUGAAGGAAUGGUGAAAUCAUCAUAUGUUUGGGAUCUAUAAAAUCCAAAUAAUCACGAAUCUGAAUUAGAAACGAAUUCUCCAAUUACUAAUUUGAUGUACAAUCCAAAGUUGUCCGAUUAAAUCGGAGGUGGCUGUUAUAAUGGUUUGGUUGCUGUUUGGGAUGUUAAGAGAGGUAAAUAGCCCGUCUUGACAUCCCCUGUUGAAAAGUCUCAUCACGAUCCAAUCACUCAUUUUCAAUGGUUGUUUAGUAAAACUGGUACUGAGUGUGUGACUACAUCCACUGAUGGUCGUGUGUUAUGGUGGGAUACCAGAAAAUUGAAUGAAGGUCCAAUUGAAUCGUUGAAUGUAACUGAAGGAGCAAAUCCAAAUGAUCCAUUGAUUGGUGCAACAGUAUUGGAAUACAACACAGAAGCAGGACCAACUAAAUAUUUAAUUGGUACAGAAAUGGGAUCCUUAAUGGUUGCUAACAAGAAACCAAAGAAGGCUGUUGAAAUUACAGCUAGAUAUGGAUUGGAGAGUGGACGUCAUUUGGGACCAGUCAUGUCUAUCAAUAGAAGUCCUCCAAAUCCCAAAUUCUUCUUAACAGUUGGAGAUUGGAGUGCUAAGAUUUGGGUCGAGGAUAUCAAGACUCCAAUAAUGAGAACUAAAUAUCAUGGCAGUUAUUUGACUGAUGGUUGUUGGUCUCCAACUAGAAAUGGAGUGUUCUUCUUAACUAGAAAAGAUGGUUGGAUGGAUGUUUGGGAUUACUAUUAUAGAUAGAAUGAAAUUGCAUUCAGUCACAAGGUAAGUGAGACAGCCCUUACCUGUAUAAAAAUAAAUUCUAAUGGUGGUGCUCAUCAUAAUGCUGGUAAAUUGGUAGCCAUUGGAGAUUAGGAUGGUACAGUCACUUUAUUAGAACUAUGUGAUUCAUUAUACUAAUUAUAAUUUAGAGAGAAAGAUGUGAUGAAUGAAAUGUUUGAUAGAGAGUCAAGAAAAGAAAAGAAUCUAGAAGCCAUUAAGAAACAGUAAGAUUUAAUGAAAAAGGUUGUUCCAAAAGAUAAUAAGGCAGCCCAAUAGAAAUGGGAGUAAAGAAAAGCUGAAUUGAUAGCUGAAGCUGAACAACAAUUUAGUCAAAUCGUUAAAAAGGAUGAAGAGGCUAAAUUAAAUGAUUUGUCUGAAUUCAGUCCUAAAACUCAAAAAAAAGAAGAUAAGAAGCCCUAGUCCCCCAAAGAUGAUGAUAAAUAACAACAGUAAGGAGAUGAUGAUGGAUAACAACAAGGUCAAUAAGAUCAGGGACAAGAUCAAGGAGACAAAGACGGUGGGCAAUAACAAGAUGGAGACGAUGGUUAACAAUAAGGAGAUGAUGGCUAAUAAUAAGAUGGAGACGACGGUUAACAAUAAGGAGAUGAUGGAUAACAAUAGGGAGAUGAUGGACAACAAAAAGGAGAUGAGGGAGAUGGCCAAAAAGAAGGUGAACAGGAUUGAUCAAAAUAACAAUAUUAAUAUUUAUCGGAAUGCAUAUACAAAUAAUUAA
Paramecium tetraurelia is the source of this 2086-nucleotide messenger RNA. RefSeq lists its product as uncharacterized. The transcript is spliced from 5 exons. Gene Ontology annotation, cellular component: outer dynein arm. The record is from RefSeq and is a predicted model, not a curated record. Gene Ontology annotation, biological process: outer dynein arm assembly; cilium movement. Lineage: Eukaryota; Ciliophora; Oligohymenophorea; Peniculida; Parameciidae. Gene Ontology annotation, molecular function: dynein heavy chain binding; dynein light chain binding.